This is a messenger RNA of Corylus avellana, 2612 nucleotides long. RefSeq names its product putative pectinesterase/pectinesterase inhibitor 51. The record is from RefSeq and is a predicted model, not a curated record. Gene Ontology annotation, biological process: cell wall modification. Lineage: Eukaryota; Viridiplantae; Streptophyta; Magnoliopsida; Fagales; Betulaceae. Gene Ontology annotation, molecular function: enzyme inhibitor activity; pectinesterase activity.
CCCCCAAGGUUAUCGUUGUCGGUCAACAGUUAAGCUUUCAAAAAGAAGGAGAUGAGCCAUUAGCAUCCCUGAAAUAGGUCGCCGUGGAGCUCACAUUUUCUCCACAAGUUCCUCAUUCCCCAUUCUUACGGUAAGAAUUUCAAAGAAAUUCGAAAAAUUCAGGGAGAUCCAAAUCCCUAAAAAGGGGAACACGGUCAAAUCUUGGCAAAGAAAUCAUAGGCAUUUCCACAUGGAAUAAUUGGCAAGAAAUCCAAAAUUCCACUGGAUCUUCCCUCUUAUAGUCUUCUGUAAAGUCUGUGACGACCCGCCAUUUACCUCCCACUCCCACUCCCAAACCAAAACAAAACAACCCGUGACUUAUUAUCCAUCCACCCCGUGACUUCCAUUCACCUUUUACCAAAUCCAAUCACCGACCCUUUUUCCAAAUCCAAUCAUCGAGCUUUUGUGUGUGUAUAUAUAGAUUUGCGAUGACGACCACCCAUCACAGAAAACCCACAAAACCCAGAUGCUCUUUCUUACAUUUUUCAAAACCGUCCAAGUUCGUUGUAAUCUCCAUGGCCUCCGUAUUCUUUUUAUCCAUUCUCUCUCUCGUCCUCUUCCUCUCCCUCUCCUCCGCCACCCGCCACCACUCCCCAGCCCGUCAACCCACUCCCAACGACCCCUCUACCUCUGCCCCGCCUGCGAUCCGCCAGGCGUGUAAGGCCACGCGCUUCCCUGUCGCAUGCGAGAGCUCUUUGACACUUUCCAAGCGCGUGUCCUCCAAUCCCACAUCUCUCGAGCUCAUCCAGUCGGCCAUCUGGGUCUCCUCCCAGAACCUCCACACCGCCCAGUCUAUGGUCAAGUCCAUCCUGGACUCCUCCGCCUCUAGCCAGAACCGCACCACCGCCGCCAAGAACUGUCUCGAGGUCCUCCACAACUCCGACUACCGGAUCUCCCAGACCACCAACGAUGCCCUGCCAAAUGGCAGGGUCAAGGACGCCAGGGCCUGGCUGAGCGCCGCGCUGCUCUUCCAGUACGAUUGCUGGUCCGCGCUCAAGUACGCCAACGACACGAGCAUGGUGAACGAGACGAUGUCGUUUCUGGACUCGCUGACCGGGCUCACGAGCAACGCGCUGAGCAUGGUGCUCGCGUACGACAUUUACGGGAAGGAUACCGGGUCGUGGGCCGCGCCCAAGACGGAGCGCGACGGGUUCUGGGAGGGAGGCAGCGGGUCCGGGUCGGGUUUCAAGGGCGGGGUUCCGUCGAAUUUGAAGGCGGACGUGACGGUGUGCAAGGACGCCACUGUCGGGGGCUGCUACAAGACGGUGCAGGAAGCCGUGAACGCGGCGCCGGAUAACGGAGGGGAACGGAGGUUCGUUAUACACAUAAAGGAGGGGGUGUACGAGGAGACGGUUAAAAUUCCAUUGGAGAAGAAGAACGUGGUGUUUUUGGGUGACGGAAUGGGCAAAACGGUCAUCACGGGGUCGUUGAAUGUGGGCCAGCCUGGGAUUUCCACCUUCAACACCGCCACAGUUGGCGUUUCCGGUGAUGGAUUCAUGGCCACUGGUCUCACAAUCCAGAACACCGCCGGCCCCGAUGCCCACCAAGCAGUUGCCUUUAGAUCGGACAGCGAUUUAUCCGUCAUCGAGAACUGCGAAUUCCUAGGCAAUCAAGAUACUCUCUACGCUCACUCCCUCCGCCAGUUCUACAAAUCUUGCAGCAUCCAAGGCAAUGUGGAUUUCAUUUUCGGAAACUCCGCCUCUGUUUUCCAAGAUUCCCAAAUCUUAGUCCGCCCCCGGCAGCUCAAGCCGGAGAAAGGCGAGACCAAUGCCGUCACUGCACACGGCAGAACCGACCCGGCCCAAGCAACGGGUUUUGUUUUCCAAAAUUGCGUCAUCAAUGGCACCGAAGAAUACAUGGCAUUGUACAAUAGCAAACCCCAAGUACACAAGAAUUACUUGGGGAGGCCAUGGAAGGAGUACUCGAGAACAGUUUUCAUAAACUGCAACCUAGAAGCUCUUGUUACCCCGGAAGGUUGGUUGCCAUGGAGUGGCGAUUUUGCAUUGAAAACGCUUUAUUAUGGGGAGUUGGGAAAUUCUGGACAAGGUUCUAGUUUGACUCAGAGGGUAAAAUGGAGUAACCAAAUCCCUGCAGAGCACGUUCACACAUAUUCUGUAGAGAAUUUUAUUCAGGGAAAUGAGUGGAUUCCAUCAUCUUAGUUUAGUAUAUGUCAAUAGAGAGCAUUUCAAACAAGUUUUUAGCUUAUAAAGGUUUAAAAAGAGCUAGCUCCAUCAUAUUGUUACACUAAAUCUUACAUUUCCAACAAUGUAGCUUAUUUUCUCUCUUUUUUUUAUAAAUAAUUUCUUGCCAUUUCCUUCACCCAUCUCUCUUUUGUCAUCUCUCUCUGUGGCUAGAUUGAGUUUCGUCUCUCUAGUGUGAUGGGUAUUUCUGCAGAGGAAGAUGCUACAGAGAGAUGUUAGUGUUUGUAAAUAAUGGCAUAAGAGCAUGCUAAUGUGAAAGUCAAUGGUUGUCUAAAUUUAGAUGAUGAAGGCUAAAAAGAGCUCUAGUAAAAUGUCUUCUCGUUCUCUAAACCCCACACUUUGCUGUAGUGUCUACUUAUAUUUUGGCAACAA